AACUUUUUAAGUGUCUAAUGAUCAUAAUUAAUUACUUUAAUAACUACUCCUAUUUAAAUGCUUGUUCAAUUCAAUUUAAUUUAAUUUAAUUUAAUUUAAGUUUUGUCUAUCUCCUCUACAAUCACAAACUACAUCUUCUCCCGUUUUUCAGGAUCAAAUCGAUUUCCAGAAUCACUCUUUUCUUCCUCCUCUCUAGAGCUGUUAAACUGGGCGUGCAAGUCGGAAUUGGAUUAAGUUCUGUCGGGUGGUAUCGGAUUUGGGUCAAGUUCUGUGUGUGAGCUUUGGCAAUAUCAAUCCCUAAACUGACUUAACUGUAAUGGACGAAUCGAAAUCAACCGCCCACUUGACAUCUUCUGAGUGGGAUAUUAUGUUCCGUUCUUAUGAAGAAGUAAUUAAAAAUGGGACUGAAACUUUGAAGUUACGAGCAACAAUGAAGCUAGUUAGUUUGUUGGAUAGUGUUCCCAAGCACUUUCUAUUGCUUACAGUUCCUAUUCUCAUUGGAAUAAUUGACGGGACGAUGUGCAACCCCGGUCCUCUUCAAGAAACUGCUGCUUAUUGCUUGAAGUGCAUAGCUUGUGAAGAGGAUUCCGAGUUGCUGACACUUAUCUGUAUGCCGCGAACCAUAGCUUCUUUCGUGAGGAUUUUAAAACAAUCUGAUGGUAGAUGUCGGAGAUACAUGAUAAAAUGUUUGUGGGGUAUGGCUUCUUCUGUAAAAGAUAGCAGAGUGCACAUUUUUUCCAGUGGUGGGUUGGAAGUUAUUGUUGUUAUGCUCGCAUCAUGCACGGAUAGUGGAAGAAGAUACCUCUUGGAAAUUCUGAGUGCAUUGACAUUGACCAGAGAUGUGAGGAGAGCAUUGACUUGUAUUGGGGGAUUAGGUUUACUUAUAGAAGCAGCUAAGCAUGGUAGCAUGGUAUCUAGAGAAAGAGCUGCUCAGGCACUUGGGUUGCUUGGAGUUGUGAAGAAGGCAAGACGUACACUAGUUGGGUUGGGUGUGAUACCAGUACUUGCAGAUCUACUGCAGGAUGGAGAUGUCUCAACAAAAGUUGUGGCUGGCAAUGCAUUGGGUAUCAUCUCAUCUCAUGUUGAUUUCAUUAGGCCUGUUGCUAAAGCUGGGGUUAUACCUUUAUACGCAGAGCUUCUUCGAGGGCCUGAACCGUUGGGCAGGGAAGUUGCAGAAGAUGUGUUCUGUGUAUUGGCUGUUGCUGAAAGUAAUGCCAUUGAGAUUUCUGAGCACUUGGUAAGAAUUCUCCAAGAAGACAAUGCUGAAGCAAAGGCUGCUGCUGCAGAUGUUUUAUGGGAUCUGUCAGGAUAUCAACAUUCGAUUUCGGUCAUUGGUAACUCUGGUGCAAUUCCCAUUCUUGUUGAGCUUUUAAGGGAGGGAGAUGGUGAUAUUAAAGAAAAAGUCUCUGGAGCCAUUGCACAAUUGAGUAACCAUGAAGCUGACCGUUCUACCCUGGCCAAUGCUGGAGCCAUUCCACAUCUUAUAGAGAUGUUGCAAGAUGAGUCAGAAGAACUAAGGGACAAUGCUGCAGAAUCACUUGUCAAUUUCUCUGAAGAUCCAAGUUAUCGUGAUAGAUUAUCUCAAGCGUUUGCAAUGCCUGCAUUCCAGAGUAUGCAGGGUAGGAUGGUUCAUAUUCGUGCUGCCGAUCAACAUACAGUCCGAUCAUUGAGACAUAUGAGGCUAUGAGCGAUGAACAGCUUAUCCGGGACCCUGUCCUCGGCUGAUUGUACACCAUGGGGGAGUGGUGGGGGCUGGACACAUCCGAUAUGCUCAAGCCAAGUAGUCAGUAUUCAGUAAGAAACGGUGUUACAAAUCCUCUCUACCAAACAAGAUGUUAGUGGUAAGGCAGUGAAAUUCAGACAAGUGAUUACAAGCAAUAGAGGUUACCUUAAAAGGUAGCUGGGUUCGAUGAGCUGGAAAACAAGGGGAUCCCCAUCGACAAAGUCAUGGUUACCCGCUCUAAUCAGUUCGAGCCUGAUUAUCCCUAAACCCAACGUCAGUUUUUCUAUUUUGACUUGCUCCCCGCCACCCAGUGCCAAGUGAUCGAGGAAGAUACUUGCGUCUUAUCUUCAUCAACAUUCCGUCAUAGUCGAGUAUCUAAGAUAGGUGUUGCAAAUUGCUGUAGGAAACAACUGUAUGAAAAAGUAUUGCAGAGUAACAAAGGAAAAAGAAGUAUGUUAAUUUUUACUUUUUGUUCAAAUUGAGGAUGUUGAAACUUGAAACUAACCUUUUAUAUUGUAUACACGUUUUGGUGGCGUAGCAUAAACAUUAAACAGUGUUGGAUCACAUAUGAAAACCAACUUCAUGCAAAUUUUAAUAUUUAAAAAAUUAGUAUAGUUAAUAAUUA
Spinacia oleracea (spinach) is the source of this 2348-nucleotide messenger RNA. Its product is annotated as U-box domain-containing protein 11. The record is from RefSeq and is a predicted model, not a curated record. Bases 317 to 1687 code for a protein of 456 amino acids. The transcript is spliced from 4 exons. Gene Ontology annotation, molecular function: protein binding. NCBI's taxonomy places the organism in Eukaryota, Viridiplantae, Streptophyta, Magnoliopsida, Caryophyllales, Amaranthaceae.